AUGGUUUCCAGAGUCGUCUUUUGGGCCGGCUUCGGCGUGGCCGUCCGAGCGUGGCAGCUGGGUCUCCAGAUGGUGCCGCUGUUCCACAAGCAAGGCCUCUGGGCUUACCCUUUCUUCGGUGCGGUCGGUGGUAGCUUUGGAUACUGGCUGCAGGGCGUUGAUGAUAGGCAAACCGCCAUGUUGGCACAGAGGAAAGAGUUCUUGCUGGAGAAGCGUGCAAGGAGAGCACAGAAGCUGGAGGCCGCUGAGACAGAGGCGGCUGCUCACUAG
Molecule: messenger RNA, 270 nt
Organism: Pyricularia oryzae 70-15
Lineage: Eukaryota; Fungi; Ascomycota; Sordariomycetes; Magnaporthales; Pyriculariaceae
Product: NADH2 dehydrogenase subunit 14K
Exons: 2
Coding region: 1-270 (89 amino acids)
Source: RefSeq, a predicted model, not a curated record